This is a messenger RNA of Cyprinodon tularosa, 1025 nucleotides long. RefSeq names its product elastase-1-like. Gene Ontology annotation, biological process: proteolysis. The coding region runs from base 119 to 922 and encodes 267 amino acids. The transcript is spliced from 8 exons. Gene Ontology annotation, molecular function: serine-type endopeptidase activity. Lineage: Eukaryota; Metazoa; Chordata; Actinopteri; Cyprinodontiformes; Cyprinodontidae. The record is from RefSeq and is a predicted model, not a curated record.
GAGAAAUCACAGGUGCAUUCUUGGACAUUACUUUCCACACAGUUUCAAGGUCUAAUGUGGAUAUAAAAGUCGUUAGGCAAUUUCAGUCUUUGCGGAAACAUUCUGAAGUGACGCAAACAUGCUCAGGAUUCUGGUGUUGACAUGUCUCGCUGCCCUGGCGGUGGCUGAGCUGGAGCACGAGACCCGGUACCUGGAGGACACCGUUGAGAGAGUCGUGGGAGGAGAGGUUGCCAGUCCCAACUCCUGGCCCUGGCAGAUCUCCCUUCAGUACAUGUCUGGCAGCUACUGGUACCACACCUGUGGAGGUAGCCUGAUUCGUACAGGUUGGGUGAUGACUGCUGCUCACUGCGUGGACAGUUCAAGGACAUACCGUGUUGUUCUUGGUGAACACGAUCUGAACUCCAACAGUGGAAGAGAGCAGGUCAUCAGCGUCAGCCAGAUCUACAUCCACUCCAACUGGAACUCAAACAGUGUGUCCAAUGGGUAUGACAUCGCCCUCCUAAAGCUUUCAUCCAAUGCAGUUCUGAACUCUUACGUCCAGCUUGCCUCUCUGCCUCCUUCCGAGCAGAUUCUGCCACACAACAACCCUUGCUACAUCACUGGAUGGGGACGCACCUCCACUGGUGGUAGCCUGUCUACUCAGCUAAAGCAAGCCUACCUUCCUCUGGUGGACCACAAGACCUGCUCCAGCAGUGGCUGGUGGGGUAGUACUGUGAAGACCACUAUGGUGUGCGGUGGUGGCGGUAAUGAGUCUGGAUGUAAUGGUGAUUCUGGAGGUCCACUUAACUGCCAGGUUAGUGGCAAGUACUAUGUGCAUGGCAUUGCUAGCUUUGUGUCUGGCUACGGUUGCAACUAUCCUCAGAAGCCCACCGUUUUCACCCGUGUGUCUGCCUACAUCAACUGGAUUAACUCAAUCCUGUAACAGGUGUUUUCAGAAUUCUGGGUUGCGCAACUUUAUUCAAUAAUGUUUGCAUCUAAAGAAAAACAACAGAUUCACUGCAUUUAAUAAAAAUCAUCAAACGUUG